Messenger RNA from Clunio marinus, 628 nucleotides. The record is from the annotation of a GenBank genome assembly. NCBI's taxonomy places the organism in Eukaryota, Metazoa, Arthropoda, Insecta, Diptera, Chironomidae.
CGCUUCUCAUUAGAACAAAAUCUGUUGAAGAAGUUAAAAGUGAAUCGCAAGCUGUUAAAAAAAUAAGAUAUUAACAAAAAUGAAAGUUCUGGCAAUCGUGUUCUUUGUUGCUGUGGCUGCAGUUUGUGCAGUGCCUGUUGAUGAAACCAACAAGCAAGAUAACGUGGAUACUGUUGUCGUUUUGGAAGAUGAUUCUUCUCUUGACGUUGCUGAUAUCGAUGGUGGAUUAGUUCGUGAAAAGAGACAGUUUGGUGGUUAUGGUGGAUACGGUGGGCGAGGUGGAUAUGGAGGAUAUGGCCGAGGUGGAUAUGGCGGGUAUGGAGGUUACGGUCGUGGAGGAUAUGGAGGUUACGGUCGUGGAGGAUAUGGAGGAUAUGGCGGAUACGGACGAGGUGGAUACGGUGGAUAUGGAUUUGGCCGCUAAACACCAAAAUCACAAUCUCAUUUAUAUCACCAUGUUCAUUCAAUAAAGCUUUAAGUUUGCAAAUGUUAAAACAAUUUUCAUUUUAUUAGAACCAAUUAUUUACAUGAAAUCUAUCGACAGAGAUGAAAACGAAUUGAAUUAAGUAAAAGUGAAUGAUCGAUAAGAUGCCAUUACGGCUAUCAAAUAAAACAAACUUCCACCCUC